Molecule: messenger RNA, 2447 nt
Organism: Tachyglossus aculeatus (Australian echidna)
Lineage: Eukaryota; Metazoa; Chordata; Mammalia; Monotremata; Tachyglossidae
Gene: CAPN13
Product: calpain 13
Exons: 22
Coding region: 1-2049 (682 amino acids)
Biological process (GO): proteolysis
Cellular component (GO): cytoplasm
Molecular function (GO): calcium ion binding; calcium-dependent cysteine-type endopeptidase activity
Source: RefSeq, a predicted model, not a curated record
AUGGCCCACUGGCAGCAGCCCCCAAGAAAUUAUGGCAGCAGGGAAAACCCCCAAAGAUUCAAUCAGCAAGAUUUCAACUCUUUGCGUGACUGGUGUCUGAGCCACGGGAGGCUAUUUGAAGAUGACUUCUUUCCCGCCAGCGUCCACUCCAUCGGGCAGCACCUCCAUGAUAGCAACCUUAAUGUUUUCGAGUGGAAGAGGCCAUGGGAGCUAUCAAGGAGUCCUGCCCACUUUAUUCUGGAAGGAACCAGCAGGUUUGACAUCCAACAAGGAAAAUUAGGUGACUGUUGGGUUCUAGCGGCGCUAGGUUCUUUGACCCAGCAUCCGAAGUUUCUGAAAGACAUCAUCCCUGUAGACCAAAGCUUCACACAGCAGUAUGCAGGAAUAUUUCAUUUCCGGUUCUGGCAAUGCGGACAGUGGGUGGAUGUGGUGGUGGAUGACCGUCUGCCCGUCCAAGGUCAGAACUACCUGUUCGUCCAUCCUCGCCAGCACAGCAAUGAAUUCUGGCCCUGCCUGCUGGAGAAAGCCUAUGCCAAGUUGCACGGCUCCUACUUCAGAUUGCAUGGCGGCCACCUCUCAGAGGCCCUGGUGGACUUCACGGGGGGUGUGGCGAUGUGGAUCAACAUGCAGGAAACCUCUCAAGACCUGGUGAGAAGGGUGCAAGAAGCCGCUGCGUCGGGGUCCCUGAUGGCCUGCGCCACCUCUCAGGGGCCCACCAGGAUGGACAUGAAGUUGGAGAAUGGAUUAGUGAGUGGCCACGCCUACACAGUGACUGGAGCUAAAUGGAUUCGAUGUGGGAACGACUGGGAAGCAAUCAUCCGAGUGUGGAACCCCUGGGGCUCUUGGGAGUGGAGAGGACGCUGGAGCGAUGGAUCUGAGGAGUGGAGAAAGUGCCAAGACCCAAGGAAGAACGAGCUUUAUGAGAACAAGGAAGAUGGGGAGUUUUGGAUAUCAUAUCAAGAUUUCCAGGAGCACUUUUCCACACUGUACAUCUGCAAUGAGACUCCAAUUCCCCUGAACUGUGAAGACGCUCCCAGUGGGAAAUGGAACCUAAUCAAGUACGAGAACCAACGGAUUCGAGGCAAUCCCAUCAGGGGUGGAAGGCCCUCUAGCCAUGGUGCUUUUAGGAAAAACCCUCAGUAUUUGAUUUCUGUGACCAAACCAGUGGAAGGCGAAAAUGUAGUGGUGACGUUCACCAUCGUGCCCACCAGCAGCAAGUCCGAAGACAUGUUUAUACCACUUUCUUUUCAGGUCUUCAAGGUGGACCCUCAGUUCCAGGGAAUCAAGGAGGACUUGCCCCCCGAGUUUUUUUCCCAAUUCAGAAAUCCUGUGCAAGGAAUCAGUUUCAAGUCCAGGCGGCACGUCACAAAAUACUUCCACCUGCCCCCCGGGACCUAUGUUGUGGUUACCUUUGUGAACCAGGAGGAGCAGGAGGUUGAAUUCUUCUUGCGAAUCUUCCAGAAGGAACAGGAUACUCACAGGAACCCUAAUAAAUUCAGCUUCAGAGAACUGAAGGACAGUCUUCCAGAAGGCAGUUCCUCAAAAUACAAGUUCCAAAGAUACACUCAGCAGGAUUUCAGCAUUGACGCAUCCCAGCUGCAAAGCUUUCUCAAUGGAGAAUUCCUUAAAGGUAACUCUCUGGGACCUAGGAGGAAUGAGUUCACCCUUCCUGAAUGCCGGAGCAUUGUGGCCCUGCUGGAUCUCCAGGUUAAUGGACGACUUGACCGAAGUGAAUUUAAUCGGCUGUGGCAGCACCUCGUCAGAUAUCAGGACAUCUUCCAGAAAGUGGACAAGAAGAAGUCUGGAUUCCUUCUGGGUUCCGACCUGUGGAAAGCGGUGCAGGAAUCAGGCUUCUCCAUCAGUGAUGAGCUGUUGGAACGUAUGGUCCUCAGGUAUGGCGAUGAAGCAGGGAGGAUCAGCUUUCCAGACCUUGUCUGCUUCCUGCUCCGACUGCAAAUCAUGGCAAAAGCUUUCCGCAAGCUAACAGAAGAUGGGAUAGGACUUUACCUGACAGAAACUCAGUGGAUGCAUCUGUCCAUGUACAGCUGAGACAGUGAAUUGUCCUUAUGUGACAGGUGUCUUGGGAGCUGCUUGUCAGGAUGCAGUAGAACCCUAUCCCAAACCAGAAGCAAUCGAGAAAGCUUUCGGCAGGCUCGGCCAACGGCUGAUUGAUUGAGCCAGGUUGUGGCUAGCCCAGAAGCCCGUGAGCAGUGUCUGAGGAUCCCCUGUCUGGCCAAGUUGGACUGCCGUGGGGCAGGGGCGGAUCUCUCCCCAAAGUGGGGACUCCCGGCCUUACCUCUGUCCUGUGCCCAGUGUGAGAAAGGAGAGAGAAGAGGGCAUAACUCCAGUUAAGACCCAAAAACCAGACAUUUCUCAGCAACCCCUUGGAGAAGGAUGCUUCCUGCUGGCCCAGAUGGGAGCUCACCUCCAUCCUCCCUCGCACAGGA